GUUGAACAGUGGUCGAGGCCUCCGGAAGCAAGCCCAAAUAGCCCGGGCUUGGGGUCCAAGCAACCCCGGCUCGGCUCACGAGCCUAAGCACAUGGGCCGUCUUAGAAGUAGUAGCCAUCCUCUCGGUGGACCUUGGAUUCAUCUGACUGACUCAUAUCUUUUUGACGAGACAUACAGGUGGUUUGGUGAUGAUAAAUAUGUCAUGUGCACUGUUGACGGGAGUAGAAAAAUAAUUGAAAC
Messenger RNA from Dovyalis caffra, 240 nucleotides. Lineage: Eukaryota; Viridiplantae; Streptophyta; Magnoliopsida; Malpighiales; Salicaceae. The record is from the annotation of a GenBank genome assembly.